Molecule: messenger RNA, 1017 nt
Organism: Nerophis lumbriciformis (worm pipefish)
Lineage: Eukaryota; Metazoa; Chordata; Actinopteri; Syngnathiformes; Syngnathidae
Source: RefSeq, a predicted model, not a curated record
AUGGCGGAGAAAAAAGUUGGCUAUACCGGUUUAACUGAUUCUAGCACAAAAUCCAUUUUAAACCAGGAAUCCGAAAAUCAAAAUGAGAACUCUGCGAGCCCCGCGCCAGUAUUCAGGCAGGACCUUCGGAGCGUCCUUGCUACUAGUGUUUUAAACGUAGAGAUGCUCGACGUAAACUUGUACAGAGGGACACAUCACUGGGUGCCCCGAACUCAGCGUUUAUUUGGGGGACAAAUCAUUGGUCAAGCCCUUGUUGCUGCAGCCAAAUCCGUCAGUGAUAAUCUUUAUGUCCAUUCUCUACACUGCUACUUUGUACGAGCAGGAGAUCCGAAGGUUCCAGUGUUGUAUCACGUAGAACGCACAAGAGAUGGCCACAGUUUUACAGUGCGUUUUGUGAAGGCAGUACAGCAUGGUCAACCUAUCCUGAUCUGCCAAGCUUCCUUCCAGAAGUUGGAACCAAGCCCACUGCAACACCAGUUCACAAUGCCAGUUGUCCCUAAGCCUGAAGAGCUCCUUACAAUAGAGGAACUCAUCCAUCUUUAUCUCAGUAAACCAGGACUGGCUGAAAAUUUAAAACAAGCCCUUACUAAACUGCUGGCAAUUGAUGUCCCAAUUGAGAUUAAGCCAGUUAACCCUCCACAGUUUUACAACGUUGCCACAGAAGAGGCAAAGAAACUGUAUUGGGUGCGAGCCAAAGGUUACAUCGGUGAAGGCAACAUGAAGUUGCAUUGCUGCGUGGCUGCCUAUGUGUCAGAUUUCACUUUUCUGGCUACUGCUAUACUGCCUUACCCCAACUAUAGGGUCAAGUUCUCAGCCUCCCUUGAUCACGCCAUGUGGUUCCACAACACUUUCCGCAGUGAUGAAUGGAUGUUGUAUGAGUGUGAGAGUCCAUGGGCAGGGGGCAGUAGAGGACUGGUUCAAGGCAGACUAUGGAGAAGAGAUGGGGUGCUAGCUGCCUCGUGUUCACAGGAAGGUGUCCUGAGAGUGAAAGUAGUUCCUGAGCCCAGCAAGCUUUAG